AUGCCAAAAUCACUGACAAUAACUAAAUGGCCAAUGUACAAUGACAGCCCUCCAACAACUGAACAGCAAACAGGAUCCACACCUGCAACAAAUAGCCCUCCAAGAGGUCCCACCCUCGCAGAAUCUAGUGAACAGCAAACAGGACCCACCCUUGAAACAGAGAACCCUCCAAAAGGUCCCCCCACAACAGAAUCUACUGAACAGCAACUAGGACCCACACCUGUAGUUGUUGAAGAGCCCACCAUAGCAGCUUCUACUGAAAAGCAAACAGAUCCUAGCAAUGCUUCUAAUUCCACCACAUCUGAGAAUGCAUUUACCAAAAACAACAUUAUUUCUCACCGUUUACUGUUUGCUACAAAAAAUGUCAGCCCCCCAUCGACUGAAAAAGAAAAGAUUCCUACUGAAAGUGAACAGAUUCCUACUGAAAAUGAGGCAAUUCCAACCAAUACUGAGAUCCCUCCUACAACUGAAAAAGAGCAGAUUCUUGCUGAAAAUGAAGAGAUUCCUACUGAAAAUGAGCAUAUUCCAACCAAUAUUGAAAUAACGCCUGUUCUUGAGAAUGAGGCCAUUCCACCCAAUACUGAGAUGCCCCCUACUACUGACUCUGAACCUAUUCCAACACCUCCCAGUCCUGAAAAAAACCCUGCAGAAGAUGAAACAGACGAUGAUGAAGAGGUUCCAAUUGGUGUGCUGAGGGCCAGGGCAAGGAAAAGUGCCCAAGCGUAUGUUCAUUGA
This is a messenger RNA of Beta vulgaris subsp. vulgaris (sugar beet), 735 nucleotides long. RefSeq lists its product as uncharacterized. The record is from RefSeq and is a predicted model, not a curated record. Bases 1 to 735 code for a protein of 244 amino acids. The transcript has 9 exons. NCBI's taxonomy places the organism in Eukaryota, Viridiplantae, Streptophyta, Magnoliopsida, Caryophyllales, Amaranthaceae.